This is a messenger RNA of Conger conger (European conger), 4122 nucleotides long. It is a transcript of the gene epha4l, whose product is annotated as eph receptor A4, like. The transcript is spliced from 21 exons. NCBI's taxonomy places the organism in Eukaryota, Metazoa, Chordata, Actinopteri, Anguilliformes, Congridae. Gene Ontology annotation, cellular component: plasma membrane; neuron projection. The coding region runs from base 799 to 3831 and encodes 1010 amino acids. The record is from RefSeq and is a predicted model, not a curated record. Gene Ontology annotation, molecular function: protein binding; transmembrane-ephrin receptor activity; ATP binding. Gene Ontology annotation, biological process: cell surface receptor protein tyrosine kinase signaling pathway; protein phosphorylation; axon guidance.
UCAGGACAUCUAUGAAACCGCUUCAUCUUCCUCCCCACUCGCCUCCUUCAUUUCUGCUGUCUGACAGCUGUCGUACUUUAGCAUUUUCGCAACACAUUCUGCACAUAAAAACCAAGUCUCAUUAAGCGCCAGGAGAAAAGUUGGCAGUUGUACAACUGGUUUCUCUCACUGGGAGGUUUGCGGCAGACGGCGCAAUGCGUUCCCGACGCGCCAAUUCCACAGCAAAGAGCAGGACAGCGGCUUCAGAAAUGCCGGGAGUUCGAGUGGUUGCUGUGUAAGCUGUCUUCGGGGAAAAACUAAAUCAGGUUAGUAUCCAUGUUUCUGAGAUGGAAAUGACGGUGUCCAUUAAUGAUCGCCAGCAUUACCCCAGCCGGGCCUCCAGUCCUGCACACGGCCCGCAGCCGCCGGGGACCAUUCUGCGUCCUCUAGGGGGCGCGCUGCUCGCAGAUCGGCCCGCUGCGGAAGUCGUUCUGAAGUCCCGCCGGAGCAGGCAGCACAUGCCAGUGAAAACGAGGCGCGUUCUCGGUGAUCGACAAACGUCCCCACGUUUUAUUUUUAUCACCAACAUUCAAACCAAACCAGAGAAGCGGUGCGGUUAAUGAUUAUUCCUAUGGGAGUUUUUUCGUUUCUUUCUUUCUCCGAUCUGGAUUGACGGUCGCGUCAGCGGGUGAAGAAACGCCCCCUGGCAGGCAGAGCGCAGUGCCGCGCGGCAGACUGAGACACAGACGCGUAUUCCGCAGGGAAGGGGAAAUCUGUGCAGCACGGAGCCACAGAAACAGCGAGAGCAGAGAAACACAAAUGGCCAGAAUUCUGUACACGGCGACUUCUCUUCUGUUCAGAAUUUGCGCGUUUGUUUCCACGGCGCGGAUCUAUCCUCCCAACGAAGUUACUUUGCUGGAUUCCAGAUCGGUACCGGGGGAACUCGGGUGGACUGCGAGUCCGGCAGAAGGAGGGUGGGAAGAGGUGAGCAUCAUGGAUGAGAAGAACACGCCCAUCCGUACGUACCAGGUGUGUAACGUGAUGGAGGCCAGUCAGAACAACUGGCUGCACACGCACUGGAUUGGGCGGGGCGGGGCGCAGCGCGUCUACAUCGAGAUCAAGUUCACGCUGCGCGACUGCAACAGCCUGCCGGGCGUCAUGGGCUCCUGCAAGGAGACCUUCAACCUGUACUACUACGAGUGCGAUGCCGCACAGAACGGCCGCGUGAGCGAGAGCCAGUUCUCCAAGAUGGACACAGUGGCUGCUGACGAGAGCUUCACGCAGCUGGACAUCGGGGACCGCGUGAUGAAGCUGAACCGGGAGGUGCGGGAGGUGGGGGCACUCUCGCGCGCCGGGCUCUACCUGGCCUUCCAGGACGUGGGAGCCUGCAUCGCGCUGGUGUCCGUGCGCGUCUUCUACAAGCGCUGCCCGCUGACCGUGCGCGGCCUGGCCCAGUUCCCGCACACCGUGACCGGCGCUGACACCUCUUCGCUGGUGGAGGUGCGUGGCUCCUGUGUGAGACACGCCCAGGAGAAGGACCAGCCCCGGAUGUACUGUGGGGCGGACGGCGAGUGGCUGGUGCCCAUCGGCAGCUGCCUGUGCCAGCCGGGGUAUGAGGAGCACAGCGGGACCUGCACCGCCUGUAAGAUGGGGUUUUACCGAGCCCAGGCCACAGAUGGGAGCUGCUCUCAGUGCCCCCUGCACAGCUCCUCUCUCCACGAGGGGUCCUCCUCCUGCACCUGCGAGAAGGAGUUCUACCGCUCAGAGAGCGAGCCAGCAUCCGCACCCUGCAGCCGCCCCCCCUCCGCCCCCCAGCACCUGAUCUCCAAUGUGAACGAGACGUCUGUGCACCUGGAGUGGGCGGAGCCGCUGUCCUCAGGAGGGAGGCAGGACCUGAGCUACAGCGUGGCGUGCCAGCGCUGUGGGGCGGGGCCGGGGCCGGGGCCGGGGGCGGGGGCGGGGCCGGGGCCGGGGGCGGGGCCGGGGCCGGGGCCGGGGGCGGGGGCGGGGCCCGCUCUGUGCCAGCCCUGUGGGGCAGCUGUGCGUUUCCUGCCGCAGCAGCAGGGUCUGCGGGGCCGGCGUGUGUCCGUCACUGACCUGCAGGCCCACACCACCUACCGCUUCCACAUCUGGGCCCUCAACGGAGUGUCCAAUCACAGCGCCAGCGCCGAGCAGGCCGCCUCCGUCACCGUGACCACCAACCAGGCCACCCCCUCUCCUGUGGCCGUGCUGCAGGUCCAGGACAUCACUCGUCACACUGUGUCUCUGGCGUGGCAGGAGCCAGAGUGGCCCAAUGGGGUCAUCCUGGAGUACGAGGUCAAGUACUUCGAGAAGCAGGAGCAGAAGGAGCGGAGCUACCGCAUCGUUAAGACGGCGUCCCGCAGCGCAGACAUCCAGGGGCUGACGGCCCUCACCUCCUACGUGUUCCAGGUGCGCGCGCGCACUGCAGCCGGGUACGGCAGCUUCAGCGCCCCCUUCCAGUUCAGCACCAACUCAGUUCCCUCUCCUGCAGUAGGUGGGGGCUCCAGCUCGUCGGUGCUGCUGGUGUGUGUGGGGGGCAGUCUGCUGCUCCUCCUCAUCCUCAUCAGUGCCUUCAUCAGCAGGAGGAGGAGUAAAUACAGUAAAGCCAAGCAGGAUGCAGACGAGGAGAAACACCUGCACACAGGUGUCAGGGUCUAUGUGGACCCGUUCACCUACGAGGACCCCAACCAGGCCGUCCGAGAGUUUGCCCGAGAGAUCGACGCCUCCUGCAUAAAGAUUGAAAAAGUCAUCGGGAUCGGCGAGUUCGGGGAGGUGUGCUGUGGGCGUCUGAAGCUGGCUGGGAAGAGGGAGAUCUGUGUGGCGAUUAAGACGCUGAAGGCCGGCUACACAGAGCGGCAGAGGCGGGACUUCCUGAGCGAAGCGAGCACCAUGGGACAGUUCGACCACCCCAACAUCAUCCACCUGGAGGGCGUGGUCACCAACUGUAAGCCGGUGAUGAUCAUCACAGAGCACAUGGAGAAUGGCGCACUCGACGCAUUCCUGAGGAAGAACGACGGGCGCUUUACGGUGAUCCAGCUGGUGGGCAUGCUGAGGGGUGUGGCCUCGGGGAUGAAGUUCCUCUCGGACCGGAGCUACGUGCACAGAGACCUCGCUGCGCGGAACAUCCUGAUCAACAGCAACCUGGUCUGCAAGGUGUCCGACUUCGGCAUGUCCCGCGUGCUGGAGGACGACCCCGACGCAGCCUACACUACACGGGGUGGUAAGAUCCCCAUCCGCUGGACGGCCCCGGAGGCCAUCGCCUACAGGAAGUUCACCUCGGCCAGUGACGUGUGGAGCUACGGCAUCGUCAUGUGGGAAGUGAUGUCAUACGGGGAGCGGCCGUACUGGGACAUGAGCAACCAGGACGUGAUUAAGGCCGUAGAGGAGGGGUACCGCCUGCCCCCCCCCAUGGACUGUCCUGAUUCUGUGCACCAGCUCAUGCUGGCUUGCUGGCAUGAAGACCGCAGCGCCCGACCCAAACACAGCCAGGUCCUCACCCUGCUGGACAAGCUGAUCCGCAACCCACACAGCCUGAGGAGGAGGGAGGGAGAGAGAGCACGGCCCCACACAGCCCUGCUGGAGCCCAGCCACACAGAGCGCACGGUGCUGGGAUCUGUAGCGGAUUGGCUGCAGGCUCUGAAGAUGGAGCGUUACCAUGACAACUUCACUGCCGCAGGCUACAGCAGUCUGGAGAGCGUGUCACGGAUAACAGAGGAUGAUCUGGCACGAAUUGGAGUCACUUCAGCUGCACAUCAGAACAAGAUCCUGAGCAGCGUCCAGGGAAUGUUGUCCCAAAUGCAACAGAUACAAAGAAGAAUGGUUCCUGUCUGAGCCCAUGAAUUUAAAAAAAAAAACUAUAAACUGCUUUAUUUAAAGGGAAGGCACAUGAAAUAAUAAAAUAGUUUACCUCAUCCGUGCACUUUAUAAAAGAAGAGAAGAAAACGGCUGUCUGACAGGAAGAGUGUUGGUGACGUUCCCUGGGGAGUAUGUGUGGACAUGGUGUUGUGUAUACACUUUCCCUGGGGAGUAUGUGUGGACAUGGUGUUGUGUAUACACUUUCCCUGGGGAGUAUGUGUGGACAUGGUGUUGUGUAUACACUUUCCCUGGGGAGUAUGUGUGGAC